UCUACUUCUAUCGACAAGGCCUAAUAUUGGAGUGAGAUCUACUGUAUAUACACAUAUACAUUUCUGUUACACCUACGAAGCAGCAGAAAGGUACAUUGUAUCUGUGUCCUCUGUGAGAGAAGAUAAUUAUUCAAUGUUUCUAAUCCGUCGAAACUGGUGAAAUUACUUAAUUCUGGGUUUAAAGAUGAAGAAAAUGAACGGACAUUUACAUGUAGGUGAGAUUGGUGGGUGUGGACGUGGAUUGAUAUAUCUAAUUGUAAUCGUUCUUUUUGGCGAAUGUUAUUCAGAGUACCUCGUGCUCGUAACCGAUACUGUUGCAGACUGUAUAUUCAAGUCGGCUAUACAUAAUGGCAGUUCCCGGCUUCAAUUUUCGGCAGUUUUUAAAAAUAGUACACCACCCCUAGUUCAUCCCGCCUCCGUUGAGUAUGACCCUGUAGAAAGGCAUAUUUAUUGGAGUGACCGUAAUUAUGCAGCAAUUUUUCGAUCUUAUCUGGAUGGAACAAGUCAAGAGAUAGUUGUGGAUCCACGGGUAUUUUCCUCUUAUCUGGAUGGAACAAGUCAAGAGAGUGUUGAGGAUUCUUGGGACCUAGAUAGCCUAGAGAAUAUUCGUGCACUCUCGCUAGACACAAUUGAGCGGAAGAUUUACUGGAUAGGGGAAACGUCAGAAAAAGCCAUUUAUUCAUCAAAUUUUGAUGGGUCUGAUACCGUGAUGAUAUUGGGGAAUUUGAAUGACCCCAGAGCUAUUGUGGUCAACUCCCAACACGAUAUUUGCUUCUUCGGCGAUCGUAAACGCAUUGUGCGUUUCAAGUUGUCAAGCGUGUCUGAUCUUGCUGAUUUCCCGGCAAGUGGAUUGGUUACAGCAGUCACCGUUGAUUUCACAGGUGAAGUGGUUUAUUGGUUCGACAAAACUGCAUUAGAGAUACGAGCAUCCAAUUUUGACUUCGUUGAUGUUCGGAGCAUCGUCGAUAUGAAUAUAAACAAUCAUUCACAGGCACGUGGAUUAGCCCUGUAUGAAUCCGGUAUAUACUGGAUAAACGUAAAUUCAGCUGUUUUCCGAGCUGACAAAGACACUGGUUACAAUAUAGAUGCAGUGAGUGACAUGGUAUUUGAAAACCCAUCUGGACUAUUUAUAUACUAUAGCAGUACGUUUUCUUAA
Messenger RNA from Anneissia japonica, 1156 nucleotides. Its product is annotated as low-density lipoprotein receptor-related protein 8-like. Bases 185 to 1156 code for a protein of 323 amino acids. The record is from RefSeq and is a predicted model, not a curated record. The transcript has 6 exons. NCBI's taxonomy places the organism in Eukaryota, Metazoa, Echinodermata, Crinoidea, Comatulida, Comatulidae.